Molecule: messenger RNA, 753 nt
Organism: Cryptococcus wingfieldii CBS 7118
Lineage: Eukaryota; Fungi; Basidiomycota; Tremellomycetes; Tremellales; Cryptococcaceae
Exons: 1
Coding region: 1-753 (250 amino acids)
Source: RefSeq, a predicted model, not a curated record
AUGGCUGCCAUCCAGCGCCCCUCCACGCCCUUCCCAUACACCCACACCCUCGUACACUCAGCCACCCACUCUUACUUUGAGCCCACCCCUCUGCCUUACGGCCACCCCCUCCACUUCCACCUCACACCCAUGCCUUCACCUGUGCCCCCUUCCCUCUUGGCAAAGCGCCGCGGUGCUCCCAUCUCACCACUCCCCACCCCCACUUCGGCGCCCAUGGUCCGCUCUACCAGCCGACCUGUCCGUCCCAGGCCCUCGCGUGCGCUCUUGAGCCAGCCUCAGCCGAGCGAGCCCAUCCCUGCCAUUGGCCAAGUCCUCUCGCGCCAGACCUCCAACUGCCCUUCCGAGUGCAGCACUAGCUCCUCAUUCAGCGCACCCUCCCCAUCCAUGCCCAUCACACCCCACUACCCCACCCCACAACUCGAGGUGCCUACACCACUGGCACUCCCAUCACCCCUCUGCUCGCCUGCGCUCUCGCCUUGCGAGCCGGUGAUUGCGACACCGCCCGAGCUGCCGGGGUUCUCAUACCGCCUGGCUGGCUCUGGCUCAGACUAUGGCGAUGACGAAGAAGAAGAAGAAGAAGAGCGAGGGAGGAAGAGAAGUGUGGAGGAGGAGCAGAGGUGGAAGAGGCCAGGAACGCCGGUGCAGUUUCAAAAGAUGCUGGAGAGGCUCGAGGCGCUGAGCAAGGAGAAGCGGGGGAAGGAGAAGCGGUUCAGGAGUGUAGUGGACGGGGGUUCUUGGGUAGUUCUCGGUUAG